CAUACAUUUAAAUAGAUAAAAUUUCAAUUGGAACGGAUCCAACCCAACCCGCAGCGCUUUCGGGGUUCCUUCUGCUCCAUUUUUUCAACUCUAUAGCCGGAAGUUGAAGAAGAACAGUGUUAUCGGAAAUUCCUUCAACAGCUACGUCAUAUACUACUCAAUUUUCCUCCUUUGUGCUCCUGCUCCCUCCCUCCCUUAAUGUUUGUUUUCAGACUCAAUUCAACCCAUUUUAAUUGAAAUAGAUACAUUUAUCUUUUUCUUAAAAAAAAAAAAAUUAUAUUGAACUGUGUUUCAUGUUACUUUUCUUAUAUGGUGAAAUGCGGAAUCAAGAUUGCUAAUAUGUCUACACAUUGUGUUUUUUUUUUAUGUUGCAGUUUUGAUUGUGUUACUCACUUCAGCAUUUUAUUGCUAUUAUAUCUUCACCAUUUAGUUUGAAUUUUGAAAUUGGGCAAUUUUGAUCAGGUUGGAGAAAAAAAAUAAUUGGGGUAUAUUUGAUAAGUCAGCGGAAAGGGCCAAAACUACCUCCAAACUAUUUGAAAUGGAGCAAAUAUAGCCUCCAUUUGCUUUUUGUUCACAAAUACCCUUUACUCUUAUGACAUGUCACCAAGCAGUGGACGUGGGGCUUGUCCACAUAAGCUGCCAGCGUGGAUAAUCAGCCAUGUCUUAAAAAAUCCGGCCCAUCUUACACAGUAAAAUUUCUCAUUUUCGCCUCUGUUUUCUCAGUCCAAAAUCAUCAAAGGUGUGUAGUUUUUACUCCUGUAGAUUAAACUCUAUUACUUACAGAAUCCGACUGUGUUUUCAAAUUCGAAAACUCGUUAAGAAUUUGGAUAAGAUAUACCUAGUGUUCACAAGCGUGGUAUUUGGAGGUUUUGCUAGUGCUCAUAGAGAAAGAGCGCUUAUGCAUACAGGGGCGGCUGUGCAUUGCUCUGAUGUUGUACGAAGGGACAUUGAUAGAGAUAUUUACAAAUUUCGUGAACUACAGUUUCUCAAGACACAAGACGGGUCGGAUUUUGUAGGACAUGGAGUGAUUAUCCAUGCCGGCAGCUUAUACAGGCCAAAUGGCGUUUUUUAUCCACAUGGACUGCCAGGGGGCAUUCCGUUAGUGUGAGGGGGUAUUGUAAGCCAAAAAAUAAAUGGAAGGGUAUUUUUUAGCAAAAAAACAAAUGGAGGGUGUUUUUGCUCCAUUUCAAAUAGCUCAGGGUAGUUCGACCCUUUUCCGUAAGUAAAGUAAUGGCGAGGUAAAUUGGCAGGUAGUACAACAGAGGAUAAAGUUGAACAAUUUAGUGAAGUGGAGGCAUAUAUUUAGACCUCCUGUCUUUACGAGGUAGGGAUAAGGUCUUCACACACUCUACCUUUUCAAGACCCCAUUUGUAAGGUUUAUUUGCAUGAGUUUGAGGACCUUUUAGAUAUAAGAAGAGAUGCACUAGGACACGAGACCUUCCCUUCAUAUGUGGUAAAUGGUACCAGAAAUUCUUGCUUCACUAUUGCAUCAUUGCUCUAAGACCAAGGCAUUCCAUUAUGGACUCUCUCUUCAUGCAGCUGCAAUCAAGUCAGGCUUACAAGGUGAUGUUUUCAUAUCCAAUCACAUCCUCAACAUGUAUGCAAAGUGUAGAAAUAUUAACUUUGCCAAUCAAAUUUUUAAUGAGAUGUCCAAAAGAAAUCUCGUUACCUGGUCAGCCAUGAUCUCUGGUUAUGAUCAAGAAGGGAAACACCUCAUGGCUAUCAGCCUCUACUCCCAAAUGCCACUAGAGCCGAAUGAAUUUGUCCUUGCUAGUGCUCUUAGUUCAUGUGCUAACCUCUUGGCCUUGAGACUUGGUAGACAGAUACAUGCUCAAUCUAUCAAAUUAGGCUGUUCGUCCAUUUCGUUUGUGUCCAACUCUCUGAUCUCAAUGUACAUGAAAAAUGGUCAAUGUAGUGACGCUUUAUCCGUUUUUGCAUUAAUCCCCAGUCUUACUGAUGUCUCUUACAACACAAUCAUAAUGGGUUUGGUAGAAAGUAAUCAAAGAGAGAAAGCAUUUGAAGUCUACAAAAGUAUGUGCCGACAAGGGUUGGUUCCGGACCGUUUCACCUUUGUCGGCUUAUUAGGAACCUGCAAUACUGCAGAUGAUUUGGGGAAAGGAAUGCAAUUGCAUAGCCAAACAAUCAAGCUCAAACUCGACGAGACUGCCUUUAUAGGCAAUAUAAUAAUGACAAUGUACUCAAAUUUAAACUUGUUAGAUGAAGCUGACAAAGUUUUCAGAUCAAUCCAAGAGAAAGAUGUCAUUUCAUGGAAUACUCUCAUUGCUGCGUGUUCUCAUUGUGAUGAUCAUUCAAAGGCCAUGGAUGUUAUUAAAGAGAUGAUGGAUUUUUUUGAUGGAAGGCCUGAUGAGUUUACCUAUGCUAGCCUGCUUUCUGCAUGUGCUGGCAUGGGUUCUAUGCAAUUUGGGCGGCAAAUACAUGCCCGUCUUAUUAGAACAAACUCAAGUGUAGAUAUUGGUGUUGGGAAUGCCCUCGUGAACAUGUAUGCUAAGUGUGGCGGUAUUCAGUAUGCAUAUACAGCUUUUAGGCGAAUGACUUGUCGUAAUCUUGUCUCAUGGAAUAGUGUCAUUGCUGGAUUUGCUAACCAUGGCCAUGGAAAAAAAGUUAUAAAAUUGUUUGAGGAGAUGAAGAGUGUUGAUUUAAAGCCCGAUUCUGUCACAUUUCUCGGACUUCUAAUCGCUUGCAAUCAUGUGGGUCUUGUAGAUGAGGGCCUAUAUUACUUCAAUACCAUGAACGAGAUUUAUGGGGUUACUCCCAACGUUGAACAUUUCUCUUGCCUCAUUGAUUUAUUAGGACGAGCUGGGAGGCUGAAAGAUGCUGAAGAAUACAUGCAAAGGUACCCCUUUGGGCAUGAUUCAGUUGUUUUAGGUUGCUUACUUUCAGCUUGUCGGCUGCAUGGUGAUGUUGUAAUUGGGGAAAGAAUGGCUAAAAAGCUCUUACAGCAUCAGCCUGUUUCUACUUCACCUUAUGUUUUGUUAUCAAACUUAUAUGCUUCAGACGAGAAGUGGGAUUGUGUGGCAGAGGCAAGAAAAAUGUUGAAGAGCCGUGGUUUAAAGAAGGAAGCUGCUCAUAGUCUCAUUGAGGUGAAGGGGUCUGUAGAAAAGUUCACAAUUGGCAAUUUCUCUUAUUCAAGGAUUGAGGAAAUUGUGAAUGUACUUGGAACUUUAGGCUGUGGAUUGGAUGAAGAAAUUAUUCUCCUUGAUUCAUCAUAAGAAAGGGAGAUCUGGUUCUCCUAUCACUGCUUUAGCACUAUUGCAAACAUGAAGCUCAGCGUGUACAAAGGGUUUCUGAAAUGACAGAUUGUUCUGAACUACAAAGAUACAUAUGCCAUCACUCAUAGAAGUACAUCAUCCAUAAGCAUCAGUGGAUCAUUAAAGAUGAACUAUUAUUGUAUUGUUCAAGAAGAAUCUGCAGCAAUAAGCUGCUUGGCCAAAGGGAAGCAAGCUGUGAAAAUUCUCAGUCCUUGCAAUAUUGACGCUAAUAGAUAACUGGAAGGUACAAAGUGAAUUCGUGGUGGCGCCUCUCUAGCCAUGGGUGUUUGGCUAAGGAAUGCCUCAGAGAUCGUAGGAGUUGCAGCAAAGCUGUGAAUUUUUGGUGAAUAUUCUUUAAACACAAUUGUCUGCAUUGACGGGCAAUGAAACAUAAUUUUACCAGGCUGAAGCGUGAACUGCACGUACUCUGGUAGUGAUAUCAGCGAGAUGGAUCCUUUGUUUUUUUGACUCUUCUAAGGCGAUUUUCAUGUUGCUCCACUAGAAGUAAGAAAAUUUUAUGAUUUCUUUAGAUACUCCGUGACACUUCUUAUCUUACUAUACUCAAUUUCACAAACUUUAAAUUUGAAUUUUCUGUGUUUCUGUUCCUUUUAAGUGAAAGUUAUUGAAGGUUA
Molecule: messenger RNA, 3901 nt
Organism: Capsicum annuum
Lineage: Eukaryota; Viridiplantae; Streptophyta; Magnoliopsida; Solanales; Solanaceae
Product: putative pentatricopeptide repeat-containing protein At5g09950
Exons: 3
Coding region: 1458-3230 (590 amino acids)
Biological process (GO): RNA modification
Molecular function (GO): RNA binding; protein binding
Source: RefSeq, a predicted model, not a curated record